Trichogramma pretiosum is the source of this 2812-nucleotide messenger RNA. RefSeq lists its product as uncharacterized. The record is from RefSeq and is a predicted model, not a curated record. Gene Ontology annotation, molecular function: protein binding. The transcript is spliced from 2 exons. NCBI's taxonomy places the organism in Eukaryota, Metazoa, Arthropoda, Insecta, Hymenoptera, Trichogrammatidae. Bases 28 to 2388 code for a protein of 786 amino acids.
AACUAUAGAGCACACACGUAGCCCAAUAUGCGUCUUCGAAAAAAAAGAAUAAAAAGUAUGGAAGUGAAUCGUGAAAUGUACUGUGAAAAUCGAAUUGAUCGGUCAAUGAGACUGCGCGUAAAACUAAGUGAUCAAGUGAGACAAGCCGUCACGGCGGUGCCAAAAGUGAUUCGCUCGUGUCACGUGUCAUCAGUGAACAAUGACAUUCACUGUGAUAAAUUGAAGAACCUCAAACGCUGGCUGAAACACAAAAAGUCACUGUGGUGCGAACGCAAAUAUAAAUCGCUGCAAAAAAAGUUGCGAAAAUUUGACGAUUGUGAAACUGUUUCUCCAACUUUUCUUGCGUAUCUGUCAAAAGCAAACGCUCUAACGUUCUUUUUGGCACGUGCCAUAAUCGAUCGGGACUAUCAAAUGAUAGAGUAUCUCUUUCCAUUGUGCAAGAAAGUUGAACCGCUAGAUCGAGCUGGAAACACGGCAAUUCACUUGGCGUGGUAUCUUGAAAAUGACAAAGCUCUCGAUAUGUUCUUUAAUCAAAUCGCUUAUUCAAAUGAUAAAAAUACAGAGGGACUGUCGCAUCUUCAUAUAGCUUGCUUGAGCGGAAACAUGAUAGGCUUCGAUAAAUUAUUGUCGCAGCCACGAGUUGACUUGAAUGAAAGGUACAGCUACAGAUACCACAAGUAUGGUGACGCAGAUUUUCCGAGCACACCUCUGCACAUGGCCGUCGAAAGCCAAAGUUUGGGAAUCAUCAAGAAACUAGUCUCACGGGGGGCCGAUAAGACCGCUCGUGAUGAACGCGGAAGGACGCCUUUACUUAGAUUAAUGAUGAUAUCUGUCAAAGAGACGGGCCGAUUACGUUCUGUCUGUUCAAAGAUGGUACCUCAUCUCCGUGAACCUUAUCCCCGGAAAUCGAACAUCAUGCUACUGUUACAUCCAUAUUUCGGUACGAUUAUCCAAGUCCCCCAACAACCCCAACAACCCCAACAACCUGAAAUUCGGAAUUUACGGUUACCACUGCAACGUAUGAUUCCGAAUCGUUUUUUCGCAAAUAUAGGACAGGACCUUUUUAAUCGGCAUCGCAAUUAUCAUCGGCGUCGCAAUCAUCGUCGGGUACUAGAAGAAGAGUCUCAUCCUCGAAUUGAAGACAACGUCGCCAUCCGUUCGCCUUGGGAAAGCACUCAUUGCUGGGUUCGUUAUGAUUGUCGGAAAUUUCACGUGAACAAUUACCUGCAAAGUUUUCCCAACCUCGAUUUCAUUUUGCAUUGGUUAAUUCUCGCCGGUGUUUCGGAUUGCGAUAUACCGGAUUUCGAAUUAUGUUUACAAGAUGAAAUUGGCGCCGAAAUAGUUGAUAUUCUAAUCCAGAACGGAGCCCCUGUGAAUCACCUGGACCAGGACGGCAAUUCUCCGCUUCAGCUGGCUGUGUCGUACAUGAACAUCGAUGUGGUCAGAGUCCUCCUGAAAUACGGUGCUCGUGUGGACGACAUCGAAUUUGCAGGGGGCUAUUUCGACAAGUCAGACCUUCUGUUACGCUGUUACGAAGUCGUCGAUAACAUCGUACAGAUUGUAGAUGCUUUGGAGAGACAUGGAUUCGACAUGACUCCAGAGCAGAAUAUUACUAUAAUGACUUUUUUGUUAGAUACGGAUGCAUUUUUCAAGAAGUCAAACAUGCAAACUGUACUAUGCUUCGGCUCCUCUGAUCAAAUACGCAGCUAUUAUUCGUCUCAGAUUGGUAUUUCCACUCAAGUGCAACGAGAGAAAUGUAUAUUGUCCUUUUAUCAUGGUCCUCAUUAUCUCGUUCCCAAUGAAAGGGAAAUAUUGGAUGUGAUAAUCGAAACUCGAAAAUGUAGAGCUGAAAUGUCUGCAAGCGGUUUGUACUUCAAAUGGGAUGACGAAACAAUCAUGCUACAAGCUUUGAUAACGUUGCAAACACACCUCCGAGUCAGUGUGAAACAUUUUGAUGUCUGUAAUACGGAUUGGAUUUGCGAGCAAGCUGAAGCGGCUAAGGCCUACCCUGUAAAUGGUACCACGACGCUCUAUGACCUGGCCACGAUGAAUCCAACAAAGUUGUUCAAUCACAUGCCACCAAAUAAGGAUAUUCGAAAAUUUCUGGCUGAUCGUUAUCUGCGCCAAACGGCUUCAAUAAUCCUUCGACGAUUGAACGGCCAAAUGGCAAGAAUUAAAAUUAGCGAAUUUGUUCGAAAGCGAGUGAUGGAUUCAUUCGCAACAGCGGUAGUAUUCACUUUACCCCAUCUUUGCAGUGAGCAUUUAAUCAGAGUUUGCGACGUUGAAUCUUUAAUACCCCUUUAUAUAGCGUCUCUGCCACAAGAUAUUCCAUACAAAGAUUUGAAAAGAGAACGAUUAAUGCGACUCUUGACUAUUCCAGAAUAUUGAUAAAAGGACUCAACAUUUCGUGAUCAUAUAAUCUUGUUAUACGUUUCUAAAUAUUGUUCAUUUGAAUUAAUUUUUGUACAUUGUUCAUUUGAAGCGUGCAAUGUCAAAUAAAUUUAAUGGGUUAAUUAAAAACAAUGGUAGUUUUAGAGAAACGAAUAAUUAACAUUACUGUUUUCAAACGGAGCUAAGGGUGGUUAACGAGUAUAAAUCAUUUUGAAUAGUCCUUUUUUUAUAAAAACAUUAUUAAUAUUGAGCUUACAUACCACAGGACUCUUGGAUUCCAAUUAGAAACAGUAGUUGUUAAAUUUUAGUACACUUGAAUAUAGUACAAAGUAGAUCAUACAACCGAAACAUGAGCAAAAAGCAAAAAUUGUAUAUUUUAUUUAUUUUUGAGCGUGAGUGAAAAAAUAUCAUUGCUGUUCGU